Sphaerodactylus townsendi is the source of this 1008-nucleotide messenger RNA. RefSeq lists its product as uncharacterized. The transcript is spliced from 2 exons. Lineage: Eukaryota; Metazoa; Chordata; Lepidosauria; Squamata; Sphaerodactylidae. The record is from RefSeq and is a predicted model, not a curated record. The coding region runs from base 136 to 954 and encodes 272 amino acids.
GCUAAAGGAGUCAUCCAAGAACUAGCAACACCCGAAAAGAACCCUGACUACAAUGCAAAAUUGGAACAACUCAUUGAGCUGAUUGUAGCUUCCCAAAAAGACAAUGCAAUAUACCAUCAGGAAAAUAAAGACAGGAUGGCCAGACUGGAGACUGAACUAACUGACAUCAAAAGAGAACUUGGUCAUUUCAAAAAAAUUGACGAGACAUUAAAGUUAAUGAAAGAAGGUUUGAAAGAACACGACACAAGAAUAAUUGACAUAGAAGACAAUAUGGAGAAUCUGAGAGACUACUCUAAUAAACAAGAAGACGCGAUAGCUACAAUGGAGUAUAAUAGAAACGAGACAAUAUUGAGAAUUAGAGGAGUCACAGAGGUGGAAGGAGAAGUAUUAAUGGAAAGAUUGAUGCCAACGUUACAGGAGAUUUGGGACAUGGAAGAAAAAGAGGUAAAGAGAGAAAUAGACCGUUUGUACAGGGUGAACUCAAGGGUGGCCAGAGAUAAAAAACUGCCAAGGGACAUCAUCUUAAGUUGCGUCCGGAAAUGUUUAAGAGAUGAAGUACUGCGCUUCCAUUCAAGACAACCGUUGCAGAUAGAUGGGAAGAGACUGAUUAUUUUAAAAGAAGUACCUCUAUCAAUUCAACGAAGAAGAAAGGAUUAUAAACUACUGACGGACAUGUUAAGAUCUAACAACAUUACAUUUAGGUGGAUAAUCCCAGAAGGAAUAUCCUUCAUGUUAGAAGGAAAAAGACAUAAUAUUCUAACCGUUGCAAGAGCCCAAGAAAUUGCACAAAAGUUGAGAAGAAGCCUACAAGAGGAGGACAACAGCCCGAAUUAUAGUAGCAAGGCAGUGGAGGACAGAUACGAUACCAACAUUGGAGGAGUGGCGAAUAAAAGUACAGAACUUGUACAUAAUGGACAGAGUAUCCUUUCAGAUCAGGGGAAGAGCGGCAGAUGAAUAUAAACAAGUAUGGCUACCAUGGACGAAUUAUCAGUCUAAGAGAAACAAUGU